Molecule: messenger RNA, 2596 nt
Organism: Blepharisma stoltei
Lineage: Eukaryota; Ciliophora; Heterotrichea; Heterotrichida; Blepharismidae
Source: the annotation of a GenBank genome assembly
AUGUCUCUUAUAAAAGCAUCAGAUAUAACUGAGCCAUUAUGUGCUGAUCAAGCUGAAUCUUCAACUGGUCAAGAAGAGAUUAAAAACCCUCGAGUGUCAUUUUGACAGAGGAUUUUUCCAAUAUUAUUCUCUUCUUCUAGAAAUGCCGAAAUAAGUCUUCUAAGCUCAGGCUCAAUAGGCGCAGGUUUUUUUUGCCUAGACUUUUUGUUCAGAGAAUGCGGACUAAUACUUGGUUCUAUUAUUUUCACAGCAACUGGGCUUACAUUCGUGUUUUUUCAAAAAGUUAUUUUAUGGGGAAUGAAGUCUACUCAUGACGUAGAUUUAAUGAAAAUGAUUUAUCAUCUUUAUGGAAAACGAACCAGAAGAGCUAUGAAAAUUUGCUUGGGAUUGAGCAUAUUUGGACUAUUAUUUCUUAACUCAUCUUAAUUAGCUAUAUUUGUCUUAGUUUAAUGCCAUAUUACAUAUCACCUGGACGAGCUUUCCGCUCCUGCUUCGGGAUUCACCGCCAACGAUAUGUCAUCCACCACUUGGCCUUAAUCUGGAAUGGACCCUUAGCUUUGGUGUUCGGAUUUUGACGGCUGUCCUUCCAGCUUUGAGGCAAACCAACCUGCGUCCAUCAGGCACACUAAAGGUCUCAGUCUCCAUCGUCUGGGGUUUGUGGCACACUGCCAGAAAAAAAUUCGACUCCUGAAGGGAUGGUCUUCUAAGGGUGCGCUCUCUUUCUUCUAAGGGUGCGCGCUCUUGCGCAUAAUACACGAUCAUUGCUGAAUAAAUUCUCUGGGUGAAGCCAGACUUCAUAAUUAAAAUCAGCCAAAGCAGAAUUUCUGUUCGGAAAAGCAGAAUUUCUGAUCGGAAGAGCAGAAUAUUCUAGUAUCGCCAUAUUUUGAUCAUGGAAUAUUAUGUUCAAAUCAAGCAUUUGCAGCUGGAUUUUUCAAAGAAGUUUUUUACACCCUGACUCUUCCCAAUUAUAGCUCAUAAAAAUGUUAUAAAAAUGCUGUAUGCUAAUUAGCUUUUUAUAAGGCAAAUAUAUGGUUAUUGUUUAAAUUUUCAAAAAUUAAUUUAUUAUCCUUUAAUCUUCUAGAUUUCAAAAUACAUAUUCACCUGAAAUACUUUAAGGCACUUUUAUAAUAAUUAAAUAUCUUAAAAACAAAUGAAAAUGGUCAUCCCAGUAAUAAAGAAUAAAAGAUUCAUAUCGAAUUGGGAAUGUAAGUGAUUAUAAGAUCACAAACGACUACUACAAUUUUUUUUUGAGUUUUAGUUUUAUUACAAUUAUUUUGCUGUUAGGGAUAUUCAAUCAACAAAUAAUCAUAAAGUAUUUUUCAGUUCUUUGCUGGACUUCGCUAUUUUAUUUAACAGCAAUCAUAUUGGUGCAAGUUCCAUUUUAUAUCGAAGGGAUAAUCGAUAUACUGACAGAAUCAAAGCCUAUAACAGUUCCUUCAUAUGACGCCUAUUUCAUAAGGAAUAAUUUUUUGGCCUAGUUUUUUUUAGGCCAAAAAACUAACAUAAAAAAAUACGCUAAAAAAAAGGCCAAAAAAUAGUUGUUAUAAAAUAGUUGUCGUGUGAAGACGUGGCCUAUAACAAUUAAUGCAGGAUUUGCUGAUAGUGCUGCAGUAGUUGUAUAUGCUUUUCAUACUUUAUUCACAAUUCCUAUGGCCUAUGAAGGCUUUAAAAAAAGUUCUUACAAAGAAAUAAAGACUAUGAAAUACACCCAGUUUGGGUUCAGCUGUCUAUUAUUUUCUAUUUUAUUUUUAUUUUACUACUAUAAAAGCAUUGCAGAGGAUCUCAGCAUUGAGGCAAGUUGGCUUCUGACUGUUGCAAAGAUGCUCUUUAUUGCUAUUUAAACAGUAAUAUACAUUAAAUCUUAAACAUGUAGCAUAUACCAAGUCUAGUGGGGAUCAGAGACCUCGAGGAGGAAUGAUGGUGUUUAGGAAUAUAUAUCUGAUAGGUUUCUGCUGGAUUUUUUAAAAGCUCAAUGCAGGAGAAGCCGACUGAAAGCUUUUCUCCAAAUCCAAGUUUUUGCCUCAGAGAGGAUGAGCGGAAAGUGAAAGGGAGCUUCAUCAAUCGUUGCUGACUCGAGGCAUAGCUGCAUAACUCAUUAGCUAAUGGGUAGCGAGUGCAAAUCCUCGACCAAAAGGUCAGCAGAUGCAGUUCAUGCAAGGUAAUACACGAGCCAGCAAGCAACGGAAAGCGUAGGAAUGAAAAAAGUUCUUGGAAAAUUAAAAAUGGGCUUUCCAAUAAGUUUAAUAAGAUAAGAUAAGAUAUUUUAACAGUGAAUACAGUGAUUAAUCUGCAUCAAUUUGUCAUAAUGAUCAUCGAAAUGCUUCCAUGCAUAAGUUUUAGCCCCAAAACAUAUUUUAUAGUGAAACUUAUGAUAAGCAUCAACAUUGGCAUUUUUGCUUAUUUUUUCACAAUUCCUUUCACAUACUACAAAGUAAUAGGUGGGACAACAGUGAUAUUUUUUGACAUUAUCAUACCGACCCUGAUCUAUUGGAAAGUAUCUUGCAACUACCCUGUGGUGAUUUCCAUAUCUCUUUGGAGUGUGCUGCUUAUCUUGCUUGGAGUUUCAUCAGCAGGUUAUGCAUUUACAGGUUUAUAA